Gryllus bimaculatus (two-spotted cricket) is the source of this 1174-nucleotide messenger RNA. The record is from the annotation of a GenBank genome assembly. Lineage: Eukaryota; Metazoa; Arthropoda; Insecta; Orthoptera; Gryllidae.
GUUCAAGCCUGUGGAAGGUCUGUGAUCUCCUCCCCAUACGUUCUCGAGUUUAUGAACAGCCCUGCAGGAUUCACGGUGUCAAUUACCUCCAGCAUUACUUCAGACAGUCGAGCCCAUGCCACGUUGUGUGGCGGCAUUUCUGCGCGGUCGCGGGGGCGCUAAACGAUAUUAGGAAGGUGUGCCAGUUUUUUUUUUUUUUUUUUAUUUUGGCUCUUCAGUUUCAUUGCUUCUAGUUCGCUUGCUACUGUAGGUUCAAAGGAAAAGUUAGAAUUUUCCUACCUAAGACAUUUCUCAGAGAAAAAUACUUUUUGUGCGCCUUCUUGUAGUUAUCGACAAAUAUAUAAGGCAAACGGAGUAUACAUCCGCCAAAGUUCUGCAUUAUAUGAAAUUUCAUUUUAAACCACGUCCCUAUCCAGUGUAUAUGAAACGUCACACUUGUUUGACCAAUUAAAAUUUAAUUCAGUUCAUUCUCUCAAUGGACAGUCAGUGGCGCUUCGUACGGCAUCCAUCGGCAACAGCCAAGCAACAGCUGAGAGCAACUAACAAAAUUGCCUCACGAAUUGAACUAGUUCCACCUGUACGUUCGCACGUGGUAGUUGUGAGCGGUGUGUGUGUUGUUGAUCUAAAGUUCCCACGCCUGCGAGUUGCAAGAAUAAGAAAAAUGGAUGUGGAUGAUUCGCAGUUACAACUAUACUUCGACACCGUUCUUGAACUUACCAGAAAUGCCGGGAAAAUUGUUCGUGAGCAACAUAAUAAGGGGAAAAAAGUCACAAUCAAGUCCUGUGAUGUGGAUUUAGUCACUGAAACAGAUCAACAAGUUGAAAAACUGCUAGUAACAUCAUUAUUGACAAAAUUCCCGGGCCACAAAUAUAUUGGUGAAGAAGCAGUGGCAGAUGGAAAACCAUGUGAACUAAAUCUUGAGAAAGGUCUUUUAGCUAUGGAAUUUGGUACCAGCAGAGAUCCUGAAAAAAUGGUAGUUGUAAUGGAAAAUACUCAAAUACUUUUACCACUCCUUCAUGGAAUUCGGUCAUCCGGAUCAGCUGCCCUAAAUAUGGCAAUGGUGGCAAUGGGUGGUGCAGAUUGCUACUUCGAAUUUGGUAUUCACAUUUGGGACAUAGCAGCAGGAGUGCCUCUUAUUCAAGAAGCUGGUGGCUUUGUAUCUGAUCCCGCCGGU